Paecilomyces variotii is the source of this 1426-nucleotide messenger RNA. Its product is annotated as Alpha/Beta hydrolase protein. Gene Ontology annotation, molecular function: hydrolase activity. The record is from RefSeq and is a predicted model, not a curated record. NCBI's taxonomy places the organism in Eukaryota, Fungi, Ascomycota, Eurotiomycetes, Eurotiales, Thermoascaceae. The transcript has a single exon. The coding region runs from base 234 to 1271 and encodes 345 amino acids.
GCGUUUCAGUCGGAUUGUGGGGGAGGGGGAGCGGGGGAAGAGCGCUGGUGGCCUGAUUCAAUCAGCUUCGAACCAAUUUCUGUCUUUUGAAGCAAGACGUCUAAUUCCUCUAUCUACCUUCCCUCAAGAUAUAAGUGUAAAUAUCUGCAACCGAUCACAGCGCAGAGUCGGCGGUCCUGCCCUCAUUUUGCACCUUCAAAUACUAACCAACCCCAAAGAAAAAGUAUAAAACUAUGACCCUCCCUCUCCUCAGCUACAUGCGCCUAAAACUGAUCGCUGUUGUCAUCCGCUGCAUCGUCCGAAUCGCCAAUAUUACCCGCGUUUUCCAUCCAGAACCAAAAUACAAAAACAAACAGCGUCUUCGCAUCCCCUCUCGCGACGCAGGCCGCUUCAUCCUCGCCGAUUUAUAUACCCCUGAACAAAACAACACCAGCACUAACAACGACGAUACCAAUAACGACGAUAACAACCCAACUCCAAUAAUCAUAAACUUCCACGGCUCCGGCUUCGUCAUUCCCUCUCUCGGUUCCGAUGCCAGAUACUGUUCGCACAUCGCCAACGCAACAGGAAUCCCCGUCCUAGACGCCGAUUACCGCAAGGGACCCGAACAUCCCUUCCCCGCGGCGCCAGAGGAUGUCUUCGACGUCCUCCACUGGAUCAUCACGGUCCAAUCUGCACGAUUCGACACGCAUAAUAUAGUCCUAUCUGGCUUUAGCGCCGGUGCGAAUCUAGCUCUUGUCGCAUCGUCCUCUCUCCAGAAACAACUGAGACAGAAUCUCCUCCUCCCAUCUGGAGAAGAUGACUUCGAUAUCAAAGCCACUGUGGCAUUCUACCCCGUAACGAACUUGACUAUCCUCCCUGAAGCAAAAAUCGUCCCUAAACCACGGUAUCCGAUCCAUCCAGCCCUGGGGCGCAUUUUCGACGCGUGCUAUGUUCCGGAUAGUGUGCGGGACAGGUCCGUUAUGCGGAAUCCGCUCAUUUCGCCUUCUUUUGUGGAUGAGGAGGACUUUCCGGAUACGGUGGUGAUUAUCACCUGUGAGGGGGAUACGUUGGCGCCAGAGGGCAAUGAAUUGGCGGAGAAGUUGAAGGAGAGUGGUGGGAAGCGUAAAGGGGGCAAAGAGAGCAGGAGGAGGAGGAGGAAGGUGAUGAAUGUGCAGUUGAAAGGGGUGGGACAUGCUUUUGAUAAGUUUACGGGGAACAUUGAGAAGAAGAGGAGGGAGGAGGCGUAUGGUUUGGUUGUGGAGGUUCUGAAGGAGGUUUUUGGGAAGUAAUUCAGCCCAUCUGUCCACUGCAGAAUACUUUCAAUAUCAAACUUAUAUGUAUGCCGAUAAUCCAAAGAUGAACUCUAGCGUCGCCGGACCAAUCCAAUGUUGCACAUCACCAUCUUCUAGCAACUAGCCAUGCGCGGUUUCUGGGUAGCACAAAU